Molecule: messenger RNA, 778 nt
Organism: Anas platyrhynchos (mallard)
Lineage: Eukaryota; Metazoa; Chordata; Aves; Anseriformes; Anatidae
Gene: RPL35A
Product: ribosomal protein L35a
Biological process (GO): translation
Cellular component (GO): ribosome
Molecular function (GO): structural constituent of ribosome
Source: RefSeq, a predicted model, not a curated record
UUUCACUCAGGCUCUAUUGGGGCCGACCUCCGGUGGGGACCUUCGCGGAGCGUAUCCCGGCAGGCAGCGCGCGGGGUUCUCCCUUUCGCCGCCAUCUUGGUGCGCAGCCAUAGGGGCCUGCCGGGACCAGGGCUGCAGGAGGACACCAUGAGCGGGAGGUUGUGGUCCAAGGCCAUUUUUGCUGGCUACAAACGUGGCCUCCGAAACCAGCGGGAGCACACCGCCCUUCUGAAAAUUGAAGGGGUCUAUGCUCGCCAGGAGACAGAGUUCUACUUGGGCAAGAGGUGUGCCUAUGUGUACAAAGCAAAAAACAACACCGCAACCCCUGGUGGCAAGCCCAACAGGACACGAGUGAUCUGGGGGAAGGUAACCCGUGCCCAUGGGAACAGCGGCAUGGUUCGUGCCAAGUUCCGUUCCAACCUCCCUGCCAAGGCCAUUGGACACAGAAUCCGAGUGAUGCUGUACCCGUCUAGGAUCUAAAUUUUUAUUGGAAAUAAAAUGCAGAGUCUGUUUCAUUUUUGUACAUUCCUAUUUUUAUCUUCACCACCUACUUUGAGGGAUUUUAUUGUUCUUCAGUGGCGUAUCAGAGCGUACAGCACAGUGAUGUAGUAGUGGCUCCAAACUAGAUCCUCAGAUGGAGAUUUGACCCAUGCAAGGCACUUGUACAGCAGACUACAUGCUAAAGGCAAAUAACUGGCAGCCCUUACUGUGACCUGUCGUUGCCUCCAUCGCAGAACAACCGAUUUUCAGGGCUGAGCAAUAAAUGUUUACAACCUCA